AGCAAUUAGAAAUCCAGUCAGACCCAAAACCAAGACAGAUACUUUGGUUGCAUACAGGCUUUAUAAAUACAAGCUCAUCCAGAAGGCACAAACGUCUAAAAACCUACCCUUUCUUUCACCAGUCUAGUAGUACUUACCAGGCUGUAUAUGGACAAAGAUUUGCAGUAGGUUAGGAAGAAUAAUUCUGGCAAAAGAUGUUAGAUGGGGAAGAAUAUACUCAGGAGAUGGCAGAGCCCUUUUCCAGCAUGAAUGAAGUUACAACUACCAAAAAGAAGAAGAACAAGAACAAGAGGAGGUUCAGUGAUGAGCAAAUCAAAUCGUUGGAAUUGAUCUUUGAAUCCGAAUCGAGGCUUGAGCCUCGGAAGAAGGUGCAGGUGGCUAGAGAGUUGGGGUUGCAGCCACGACAGGUUGCAAUAUGGUUCCAGAACAAGAGAGCUAGGUGGAAAUCAAAGCAGCUUGAAAAAGAUUACAGUAUCUUACAGGCCAGUUACAACAAUCUAGCUUCCAAGUUCGAAAGUCUAAAGAAAGAAAAGCAGGCGUUAGUUAUUCAGUUGCAGAAGCUGAACGAUUUGCUCAAGAAGCCAAUAGAGGAAGGCCAGUGUUGCGGACAAGUUACAACAACGAAUAGCAUUGACGGAGACUCUGAAAAGGGAGAGGCUGUCAAGUCUGAUUCUGAAGGGCAGCUCAGUUUAUCGAUGGAAAGAUCGGAACAUGCACUAGGAGUCCUGUCGGAUGAUGAUAGUGCCAUAAAGACAGACUACUUUGGACUAGAAGAAGAGCCCAGCCUUAUAAACAUGGUGGAACCAGCUGAUGGUUCUUUAACAUCUCCGGAAGAUUGGCGCAGUUUUGAUUCUGUUGGUCUUUUCGAUCAGUCCAGUAGUGGUUAUCAGUGGUGGGAUUUUUGGUCUUGAACAAAUGAAAUAGCAAAAAUUAUGGAGGAAAAUGUAUGCAAAUAAUCUUCCUUUUGUACACAGCCCACGACGGUUUUGGGCAAAGUAGCAAGUAGGGGAUAUGGGAGAGGGGAACACUUCAAUAUAUCACUAAAUUUAGAUGAAGAGAACUAGGUUUUGCGGUCUGAGAAAAUAUGAAUUCAAUUCAUCCUGUGUCUAAAAUCUAACUUCAGCUUCCCUGGUGUGUGCCACUUUCGUCCAGGAAGUAGAAAAUUGGAGUUCACUGUUUAGUCUGAAAUCAUGGGCAGUAGGACUUAGGCAGGCCUUCAAAGUGAUCUUAUGUAUGCUGAAAGGACGGAAAUGAAAAAUAUAUGGAUGUUUGUGUUGGAAUGGGGACUGAGAGACAGAGAAAGAUUGAACAAGGAGUUCACUCAAACAUGACCUAUGGUCAUUCAACUAGAACUUUGAAGGAUGAUAUCCAAAUCCCUAUUUUACCAAAUCCAAUUUUAUUUUUAUUUUCUUUGUC
Messenger RNA from Theobroma umbraticum, 1416 nucleotides. Its product is annotated as homeobox-leucine zipper protein ATHB-7-like. Lineage: Eukaryota; Viridiplantae; Streptophyta; Magnoliopsida; Malvales; Malvaceae. Gene Ontology annotation, biological process: positive regulation of DNA-templated transcription. Gene Ontology annotation, cellular component: nucleus. The record is from RefSeq and is a predicted model, not a curated record. Gene Ontology annotation, molecular function: DNA-binding transcription factor activity, RNA polymerase II-specific; sequence-specific DNA binding.